AUGUCAACAAAAGUAACAAGUACUAUCAAACUUCGACUUCAUUAUUGGAAUUGUCGUGGUUGUGUUCAAGCUGUUCGUUAUAUGCUUGAAGAUAUUGCAUAUACACAUAAAAAUGUUGAUUAUAAAGAAGAUUUUGAAUUACUUGAGAAAUCAGCCGAAUCAUGGAUCAUACACAAGACUGACGAAACAAUAUCCGGACCAUUUCAUAGUUUACCUGUACUUCAUUGGAAUGAUAUACAUAUUUUUAGUCAAACAUUAACAAUAGGACAGUUAUUAGCACGAAAAUUUGAUUUAUAUGGUAAAUUAACAUCAUCCAUUGAUGAUGAAGAUCUUUUACAUAGUUAUAUUGAUGGUGUUGUUUCAUGUGCAUAUAUUGAUGUUAUAUCCGGUGUUUUACAAUGUAUACAAAUUAGAAUUGAUUUUAUUGAUGAAAAAAAUCCAAUGAAUCUUUUAGUAAAAAAAAUUUCAAAUGAUUUAAAAGCAUUAAAUAAUUUACUUAAAAAAAGUUCAACAUCAUUUUAUUAUGAUCAAUUAGAACCAACUAUUGCUGAUUAUUUUGUUUUUGAAGCAUUUACAUUAGCACGUGAUUAUUGUCAUAAAUUAUUACCUAAUGAAAAAGAUUGUCAAGCAUUAAUAAAACUUGAACAAAUUAUGAAAGAACGAUCAGCAUUAGCUAAUUAUUUUCAUAAAGAUUUAUUAUUUAAAUGUUUUACAAGAUCAUCAAAAGAAAGCGAAUAUAUAGCAACACUAGCUGCAAUAAAGAAAUAA
Molecule: messenger RNA, 768 nt
Organism: Rotaria sordida
Lineage: Eukaryota; Metazoa; Rotifera; Eurotatoria; Philodinida; Philodinidae
Source: the annotation of a GenBank genome assembly